Messenger RNA from Lingula anatina, 1869 nucleotides. RefSeq names its product inosine triphosphate pyrophosphatase. Gene Ontology annotation, biological process: nucleoside triphosphate catabolic process. Gene Ontology annotation, molecular function: nucleoside triphosphate diphosphatase activity. Gene Ontology annotation, cellular component: cytoplasm. Lineage: Eukaryota; Metazoa; Brachiopoda; Lingulata; Lingulida; Lingulidae. The record is from RefSeq and is a predicted model, not a curated record.
AUCUUUCGCGCGCGGUGUUGUGCUCCUUUUACAGUAAAACAUGUCCAGGGCAAUUACCUUCGUGACCGGCAAUGUCAAGAAAUUAGAAGAAGUAGUACAUAUACUGGGUCCCUCGUUUUCACAGAAGUUUGUCACCUGUGACAUAGAUUUACCAGAAUAUCAAGGAGAACCAGAUGAUGUCACCAUUGCUAAGUGCAAGACAGCAGUGGAACAUGUCAAGGGGCCUGUCAUGAUCGAGGACACUUGCCUGUGUUUUAAUGCACUGGGUGGUCUACCUGGUCCAUACAUCAAGUGGUUCUUAAAGAAAUUGGGUCCUGCAGGUCUAUUCAAGCUUCUUAAUGGCUUUGAAGACAAAACAGCAUAUGCAUUAUGUACAUUUGCCUAUUCAACAGGAAACCCAGAUGAAAAAGUAAUGUUAUUUCAAGGUAAAACGGAGGGUAGGAUAGUAGAGCCACGUGGACCAAAUGACUUUGGCUGGGACCCUUGCUUCCAACCUGAUGGUUUUGAACAGACAUAUGCAGAGAUGAGCAAAGAUCAGAAGAAUUCUAUAUCACACAGAGGGAAGGCCCUUAGGUCUUUGAAAGACUAUUUUGCAGGUCAAACCAAUUCUACUUGAUGAUUAUGUAGCUAACACGGGCAGAUCCAGAGAUAUUUUCUGACAGUCCUUCAAAUUAUCUUUGUUGAUCCACCCUCCAUUUUUAACCGUCUUCUGACAGAAAAAAUUAGAUGCCCAUCAAUGUAAACUUGAAAAAUUCUGACCGUUUUCCAGAAGAAGACCUCUGUCCUCCCCUGCUUCAGAAUGUUAUACUUCAAAAAUUCAGGUGGUGAAUUAUAUAUGCAUAACUAGAUGUUGAUGAAUCAUGAAACAUUUCCUCUGAGCUUAAAGCUACUAGUGCUGAUUUGUCUUUACCCAGUAUUUGCUCUCCGUCACUGUUUCAGGAUUCACCUGUGUUGAAAAGCCUCAAGUCUGAACUCGAGGUUUUACUAUAGCUUUAUUUUAAAAUGCUGGUCCACUUAAAGAAAUUAAAGAACUAAUGAAUUCUUGUGCAAGAAAAUGCAAAUGAAUAGAGAUAGAAAUUGCCUAACUGUAGAAAUACAACUUACAUAACUGUUGAGUCCAACAGCUACAAUGUAGGUGAAAAAAUUUUGGUGAAGUACAACACAUUAAGUCUGUAGUUGGCACACUUGAAAAUAUGGGUGGGUGUAUGACAGCGUCACACCUAAGUACUCAAAAAAGUGCCGUUAGUAUAGUUAUGAGUAGUACCAUUAAUAUUUAUGACCCACCAAAAAUUAUAAAUUUAUUUAAGAACACUCACCUCUCAGAAACUAUUUAAGCAGUACAGAAAUUAGACUUAGUAGACUGAAACUCUGUGCAAAAUAUGGACGAAUGAAUGGCAAAAGAGAAAUACAGCUUUUUUUCUUGUGAAAUUAUUAUUGUUGGUGCUAUUUACAAACUAAGAAGAAUACAAAUGAAAUCCAUAAUAUUUGAUUCUACGACAAUUCCUCCCUGACAAUCCUCCCCCCCCCCCCCUCCAUAUCAAGAAUACACUGCUUUUGAAUUAUCAUUUUCAGGCAUUCAUACAUUUCUUGAAUAUUUUACUGAAAAUAAUAGAGGAGACAAAAUAUAAUAAAAAAACAAAGGUAUUGGCUAUUAAUUACAAGAUUCAGGAGGCUCACGCCUGAAUGAACCUGAGAGAUAACCUUAAUUAUAGAAUGCAAUACGCGCAAACUUUAAAAUUUUGAUUACAUAGUAUUUUUUAAUAAAAAAUAAUUCCAUUUUACCAUUGUUUUCUAAAAGCAAACACUUGCCAUUUUAUCCGCAUUUCAUUUGAUGUUUAGUAAAUUAUAAUAAUGAAACUAGAAAAAAAA